GCUUCUCUCCUCUCUCACUCGGCAAUGAAAAAAAAAGGAAAUCGAAAUUAUUUUUUUUUGGUAAUAACAAAAAUAAAAUACUCCUUAUCUUAUGAUCUCCAGAAUCAGCUGCUGAAGUUUCUCGAGAGAGCUAACCAUAUCUCUCUCUUCUUCCUUCUAUACCCGAUUCCUCAGCUCUUAGAUGUAAAAAACAAACAGUGUGAGGGAGGCGGUGAUGAAGGACAACUUGAGUAAUUUUGAGAAAAGUUUGUACAAAAAGCUCAAGAGUGGAAAGCUCGAAGUGAAAGUCUCUUACCGUACUUUCCUCUGUCCUUAUUGCCCUGACAACAAGAAGAAGGUUGGUCUUUAUCUUGACAUCCUUCAGCAUGCUUCUGGUGUUGGUAAUAGCAAUUCCAAGAAAAGAAGUCUCACUGAGAAAGCUAGCCACCGUGCUCUUGCCAAAUACCUUAUUAAAGAUCUUUCUCAUUACGCUACUACUAGAAUUUCCAAGCGUUUACAAGCCAGAAGAGCUGCUGAAACCCUCGGCGGCGGCAUUACUCUUCCGGUUUAUGAUGAUCAGUUCGAGAAACUUGUCUGGCCUUGGAAAGGCGUUUUGGUUAAUAUUCCCACAACGUUGUCACAAGAUGGCCUAACUUGUACUGGAGAGAGUGGACCAAGACUUAAGGAUGAAUUGAUACGAAGAGGGUUCAACCCGAUAAGAGUUCGUACUGUGUGGGACCGUUUUGGUCAUUCUGGAACCGGAAUAGUGGAGUUUAAUAGAGACUGGAAUGGACUUCACGAUGCUUUGGUGUUCAAGAAGGCUUAUGAAGCUGAUGGUCAUGGCAGAAAGGAUUGGCUGUGUGGUGAUGCUGACUCAAGCCUUUAUGCAUGGCUUGCCAAUGCAGAUGAUUACUAUAAGGCUGACUAUUUAGGAGAAAACUUGCGGAAGACGGGUGACCUCAAAAGUAUUUCUAGGUUUGCAGAAGAAGAGGCCAGGAAAGAACAAAAGCUUAUGAACUCUCUAAACGUAAUGGUUGAGAGCAAAACAAAUCGGUUGAAGAAGUUAGAGGAAAAAUAUUCAAAGGAUUCGAUUAAACUUAAGUAUGAGACUGAAGAAAAAGAAAAGAUUCUCCGUGCUUACAAUGAAGAUCUGACGGGAAGACAACAAAAAUCGACUGAUCACUUCAAUAGGAUCUUUGCUGAUCAUGAAAAGCAAAAGGUGCAGCUGGAGUCUCAGAUGAAAGAACUUGAAAUCAAAGAAUUGGAGUUAGCAAAACGUGAGGCAAAGAAUGAAACACAAAGGAAAUUAUUGGCAAAAGAGUUUGAACAGAGUGCUGCUAUAUAUAGUUACGUUCAACUAGCUGCCGUGGAACAACAAAAGACCAGAGAGAAAGUGCAAAAAUUGGCUGUAGAUCACAAGAUGCAAAAGGAAAAGCUUCAUAAGAGAAUUGCUGCACUAGAAAGACAGCUUGAACAGAAACAAGAGCUUGAACUGGAGGUCGAGCAACUGAAAAGACAGCUGGGACUGAUGAGACACAUGGAACUGGACGGUGGUUCUGAAAUUGUGAACAAGGUGGAGACGUUCCUCAGAGACCUUAGUGAGCAAGAAGGAGAGCUUGCGCGCUUAAAUAAAUUUAAUCAAGAUCUUGUUGUACAAGAGCGGAAGACCAAUGAUGAGCUUCAAGAAGCUCGAAGAGCAUUGAUAAGCAAUUUGAGAGAGACGAGAUCGCAUAUUGGUGUUAGGAGAAUGGGGGAGCUUGACACCAAACCGUUCAUGGAAGCAAUGAAAAUAAAAUAUUGUCAAGAAGAUCUGGAGGAUUGGGCAGUUGAAGUUAUCCAGCUUUGGGAGGAAUAUCUUAAGGACCCAGAUUGGCAUCCGUUUAAACGGAUAAAGCUUGAGACUGAAGAAACUGUAGUGGAAGUAAUAGAUGAGGAUGACGAGAAGUUAAGAAACCUGAAGAAUGAAUUGGGGGAUAAUGCGUACCAAGCAGUGGCAAAUGCAUUGCUGGAAAUAAACGAGUACAAUCCGAGUGGAAGGUACAUCUCUUCAGAGCUGUGGAACUUCAGAGAAGACAGGAAGGCUACGCUUGAGGAAGGUGUUACUAGUCUCCUGGAGCAAUGGAAUCAGGCGAAACGUCAUAAGCCUUAAAAAUUAUUGUAUUUACCCGUUGCAGGAGAUUGGAAAUAAGUUAUCUGCAUAAAGGAUAUCAAGAUGCCAAAUCCAAUAAGUGUAUCAUCUUUGAAGCUGUAUGGGUCUCAGGUUUGGUAAGUAGGUGGAAAGUACAGGAGGAUGGCUUCAAAUUGGGAUGUGGAUCGGAAUUGGAACCGUUUCAACACGACGGUUCACCAUUGUAGGAAAGUAAAGUAACUAACAUUGGUAGAAGCUUCUAAACCUUUAGAGAAGGUCUUUAAAUUUAUGAAGAAAUGAACACUUUUAACUGAAUUAGUCAAUUAGAGUCUUUCACCAAUAAGAAUAAGAAACACUCCACUAUGUCUUGUAUUCCUAUUCCAUAGUCAAGAGCAGUAUUUUAUAUCUUU
Camelina sativa (false flax) is the source of this 2517-nucleotide messenger RNA. RefSeq names its product factor of DNA methylation 3. The record is from RefSeq and is a predicted model, not a curated record. Gene Ontology annotation, biological process: gene silencing by siRNA-directed DNA methylation. NCBI's taxonomy places the organism in Eukaryota, Viridiplantae, Streptophyta, Magnoliopsida, Brassicales, Brassicaceae.